AGUCGGGGUGGUGUGGGGCGCAUGCGGCGCUUGGUAGCUCGCUAUUGUAAAUAUUAAAGUUUGAAGGUAGGAGCAUGAAUAUACCUGUUUUAAGAUUAUUUAUGAUAUGUUCCACCUUAAACAUGACAAAUGGUGUAGUGAUCUUUCUAAUGUUAGGUAGCAAUGUAUACCUUUGCUGAAUAUUGUACCUUAUUCCUGUAAUCUGUUCUACCCUUUGGUGCAUUCUAAAUUGUUAUAAUGCUAUCACCAGUUCUCGCUAAAAAAAUAGCCCUUAAUCUUUGUCACAAUUGGUGCAAUUGUAAGGCAUGAUUUGCUGUCAUUUUUUAUUUGUGCCUGCUGGCUGGUAAGUAGCUCCUUGCUGACUAGGCCAGACAAGGAAUGCAACUUACACUAAACUUAUAGCUGUAACCAUCUUACUAUUUCUUAUUACCUACUUGUCAGUGAGGUAAGCCUUACUUGCCUUUUUGAGCACUUUGCCACUGCACACCAUUGUUCAGAUGAACCUAAUGCGGUCAUUCAAUCCACAGAACAAGACAGUGUGACAGAUUGUGCUGCAUGUUUGAUAGCUCAGACAACAUUCAACUCAAGCUCCUGCCAAGGUACAUGACAUUCAGUAUUGAUCUGCAAAGAGCAGCCAGACUGCAAAAGGAUGAAAAAAUCUGCCAAUCAAGUUCAGAAGAAGGCCCAUUCAGGGAAAAAAAUGAAGUCCUUAGUGAAACAGAAAUCUGGUAAAGUAAACCUCAGAACUAUGGCUCAUUGUGAGAAAAAUAAGAGGACUUCAUCAACAUCCAAGACAUGUGGUUCAAAAUGUAUCAAGCCAAAAACAUUUACAAAAGCUAAAAUACCUGAAAAGAAAUCUGCAAAAAGAUUGCAGAGUAUGCUUGACUCUUCAUGUCAAAACAUAUCAAACCAAGAAUUCCUUACACCACAACAUAUAAGAAAUUCAUCAAUAAAGCCAUGGACAGCUGGAUUGAAAGCACCAGGCUCAAAAUUGGAGGUGAAUACCACAAUGCUCCAUGGCACCUCAAUAUGGUCUAUGUUGGAAAAGCUUCUCCAGGCUGUGAAAAACCUUGGUCAGUUGGACUGCUUUUUGGCAAUCAUGGACAUGGAGAUCCAGUUCUCCAGCAAGCUGGAUGGCCACUUCCUGCCAGAAAAGGAAGAGUGGUCAGUCAUUCAGGAGCACCUGCUGUGUCUGGACACCUGUCUGCAGGCACUUCGUCAGCUAGUGGACUGUAAACAUUCUGACCAUAGUAGCAAGGCAGGAAAUGAAAAUCCUACAAGCAUCCAAUCAGAAGUGGGCGGCGCACCCUGCGAGCGGCCGCCGUCGGAGGACGGCGAUGAUCCGGAUUCGCCGUUGGCGGAACCGUCCGCCAGUCCUGAACCCUCGGCUGGGCGGGACGAUGGCGGCGACAGCGACGACGGCGGCAAGGACGGCGGCACCGGCGGCGGCGUCGACAACGACGACGACUGGCCGGCGGAGGACGCCGCCGAGCGGUUCCCGUGCACGGCCGGCUGCAAGGGAAGGUCCGGCGGCGCCCGCCUGUUCCCGUCCGAGAAGAGCCGGCGCAUGCACCUGGCGGCCCAGCACGGCCAGCGCGCCGGCCGCGGCUACCCCGAGUACAUCUGCCCGAUCUGCCGGGCCGUCCAGAAGCGGCCCGGCGAGCUGGCCGCCCACAUCGUGGCGAACCACGACAGUGCGCGCCCGGCGCCGGCGGCGGCGGCGGCCGGCUCGCCGUUCGUCAUGUGCCGACUCUGUCACGGCUGCUUCCCGGGCGCCGAGCAGCUGGGCGUGCACGCCUGCCAGUACGCCGACGGCGGCGGCGUCGUGCAGGAGCUGAUCCGCCGCGGCGUGCUGAUGCUCUCGGGCGCCGAACUGACCCAGCUGCACCGCUUCGUCUGCCACCAAUGCGACGAGGAGUUUCGCAACGUGGAUAUCUUCCGCGUGCACCUGCAGUACUGCGGCCCGCCGCCUUACCCGUGCCAGCUGUGCGGCGAGAUGUGCCGCACCGGGCGCCAGCUGGUGCGGCACAAGAUGACCCGGCACAGGGACCGCGACCAGGCGCUGUUCUUCUGCCCGGCGCCCGGCUGCGCACAGGGCUUCCGGCGCAACGCCGCCUUCCAGAAGCACCUGGUGCGCCAGCACGCGUCGCGCGGCCCCGCCCAGCCGUACGGCUGCGACGCCUGCGACAAGAAGUUCAUCAAGAAGAUCUACCUGACGCAUCACAAGCUGCGCUUCCACCACGACACGCUGCGCAGGGACUUUGUCUGUGAUGUGUGCGGCGCCCGGCUGGGCUCGUCCAGCGCGCUGAACGUGCACGUGGUGUCGGUGCACCAGAAGCCGACGCACCGCUGCUCGGUGUGCGGCAAGGCGUUCGCCCGCCAGGACCGGCUGCGCAACCACGCCAGGAUCCACACAGGCGAGAAGCCGUACAGCUGCACGCUCUGUCCGAUGGCCUUCAGCCAGCAGUGCAAGCUAAACGACCACCUGCGGCGGCACCGCGGCGAGAAACGCUUCCGCUGCGUGAUGUGCGACAAGAUGUACGCAGCCAGCUGCGACCUGCGCGCGCAUCUCAGGCGCGUGCACAGCGUGGACAUGGUGAACCGGACGCACACCAUCCAGCCGGUGUCGGCCCUGCUGCGGCCGCUGCCGCCGGCCGAGACGGAGCCGCCGGACGCGCCGCAGCCGGAGCCCGAGCCGGAGCCCGAGCCGGAUCCGGAGCCGGAUCCGGAGCCACAGCAGGGGCCCGAGCCGGAGCCGGAGCUGCCACCGCAGGCCCAGCCGCCUCCUCUGCCUCAGCAGCAGCAGCAGCAGCAGGACGUGUCGCUGGCGGCCGCCGUCCAGCAGUCCAUGCACAAUGUUCAGCUGCAGCCGGUGCAGGUGGCGGCGCCGGCACAGACGCUGCACGUGCAGGAGCUGGCGCAGUUGGGCCGCAGCGUGAUCCUCAUUCCGGCCGUCGACCCGAGCGGCGGCACGGCGUUUUACCCGAUCCUCAACCAGUGAGCGACGCCGACGCGCCUGCCGCGAGUCGCCGCCGCCGCCGUCGCCGUCGAAGCAGGAGCCGGAGCCGCCGGAGCCCAGCAGGACGCCGCCAGGUGUUGUCACACUCCAGUUGUUUCUUGUAUUGCGCGGCGCACUGGCUGUUCGGAUGAUGCAAGAGGUCACGAUGCUAGCAACUCUCUGGCGUGCGCACAUGUUUCAACACGAAGGCUUGGGCAUUCAUGCGGCACCGCGCCCGGAAGCAGACGUGUGCAAGUAACCAGAGUAUUCGUGUCCUAAUGGGGGCCAUUUCUCCUUAAACCGUGCGGAGGUUUGAUACGGGCUGGCGUGGUGAGGACUCGAGCGAUAACCAAGCUUUGUCAACAACUUCCACAUCUCGGGUUGACUAGACUGCCCUCUUGGACAGCAUGGUCCGGCCAUUUGUGACCGCGGCGGCUAGGACAGACGUGCAGCUGGUUCGCCUCAGAUGGGAGAGCAGGAGCACAACAGGCCUACGUCUCCCACUGGCUGGCUUUGGAGGGGUUUUGUGCCAUGCCCGUCGGGGAUGCCCCCCCCCCCCUCCCCUUCGCCCUUCCCGAUUAUGGUCGACCCCGGUCGUGCACUCCCAUUGUUCCGAACAAACGCGCGCUUACGCUGUGGGGCAUGCUUUGGUACAGAAGCUGUUCAAAUUCGGUCUUUUUUUGGCACUUCUGACAAGUCCUCCUUCGAGCCGGACAGUGUGGGAACAUACUGACGCGCUCCGUCAAAGCAGCUGUUUGAUUUUCCAGAACCGUGAGUGUGUCGUCUCUUCCGGCGUUCCUCACGACGCGCCUGUUCGCCCUUCCGGUGCUCCUCACGACGCGUCUGUGUCCGCUCUUCCGGUGUUCCUCACGACUCGUCUUUGUUCGCUCUUCCGGUGCUCCUCGCGACGCGGCUGUGUGCGCCCUUCUGGCACUCCUCACGAUGCGUCUGCGUCCUCUUUUCCGGCGCCCCUCACGACGCGUCUGUGUCCGCACUUGGUGCUCCUCACGACGCGCCCGUGUCCUCUCUUCAGGCGCUCUUUACACACGGUGCCUCACGCAGUUCUCUAAGCCAGUGGGUGAGCAGAUAUGUGGCCGGCGGCCGGCCUGGGCUUCCCGAGCCAGCGAGAAAAACGCCGUGCCGAAGGCCAUUUAUCUACCGGCAGAGAAUCCGAUGGAUCCAGCGAGACAGAGUCAGGGGACGGUGGCUAGUGUGUUCAGCUCAGCGAUUUACUGGAAAAUUAGACACCCAAAGAUGGGCGAGUACGGUGGACGAAUUUGAUGAAAAAUUGCGCAUGCAGUGGAGAGGCAGCUGACCUUCCUAAAUAAGUCUGCCGACAAAUUUAGCGAGCAGGAGCGGCGUUUACUUCAGAUAGCUCUAACAGUGUUGGAUGGGAAUCAGAGGCUCGGUGACCUCUCGGACAGAGCUGACGCAGCGGCAAAAGUGAGUGAGGUCACUCGGGGAUUUCUGAAGCUUUCGAUGUGGGCACUGGAAUUUACUGCCGCCCGUGUUGAUAGG
Molecule: messenger RNA, 4516 nt
Organism: Pollicipes pollicipes
Lineage: Eukaryota; Metazoa; Arthropoda; Thecostraca; Pollicipedomorpha; Pollicipedidae
Product: zinc finger protein 700
Exons: 12
Coding region: 650-3001 (783 amino acids)
Source: RefSeq, a predicted model, not a curated record